GGUCCGGUGUGACCUCUGACCGGAAAUAAUCCAUCUGUUUCCGGUCUGGCUAUUUCAGUUCCAGUCCGAUCUUGAACGUUCUCUGCCCGGUAGGUGGAUUGCGGAGGUAGGUGAAUUAGACCUUAUUUUUCUGCUAUGCGUGCAACGAAGGUGAUUUUCCAUACCCGAAAUCCCUCAGAAAAAAAAUCUACAGAUAAAAAGCAAAGAAUAGGUCCUGCAUUUCUAUCCCCCAUCAGCAGCCGCCCCUUCUCUCUGGAAAAAGUUCUCAUCACUUCCAGUUUGCGAUCAAAAGUUUUCUUAGUUCUGAAUCGAAUCUCAAACCUGUUUAUUGCUUUAAAAAUAUCCCUCAGAGGGGUGUUACACUCGCUAUUUGGAAUUCAAUUGCCGAACAGCAAAAUUCAAGCGACGACUCGUCUUCCUCUCAAUUUCUCAUCCUCUGCUCUUGCCUCACUCGCUAGUCGCCCUCUGGCUUCUCUGCCUCUCCACUCUUCCGAGUUCUGAGAAUCCGACUAUCAGAGUUUCCUGCUUCCGAGUCUCCCGUCUCCUGCUCUCCAGUCUCCGCCAAUUGCCUGUUGUCCUGCUCUCGGCUCUACUGCUCUAGCCUCUAGGCUGUAGCAGCGAUCAUUAAGUGACGAAUUAAGAUUCCACGAAAAUUUAGAGGUGUAGAGUUUUACUAAUGGAGGCAGCCAAUUCAAGGAGUUUACAAUUCCCCUCAUGUAUUAAUACUGCAAAUAGGCUGCCAAGAUCAAUUGGUUCAAUGAAUUUCCCCAAGAGGUAUUCUGAGCAUGAGAGUAGUCCUAUAUCCGUUUCCUGUCAUUUUCAACCCAUAAAAGCUACAAGCCGACACAGACUAGCUUUACUGACAGCUUCAUGCUCUUCUCAGAACACUCAAGCUUCAGUGCUGCAAUCUGAGAGCCCUCUUCCAUCUCUAGAUGAAGCUCAGGUUUUGAAGAGCAAAUCAGGGGAGAUUUUACCAUAUUUGAGUGGUAGAUGUAUAUAUCUUGUCGGAAUGAUGGGCUCUGGCAAAACAACUGUUGGCAGAAUCAUAGCAGAGGCACUCAACUAUACAUUUUUUGACUGUGAUACACUUAUCGAGCAAGCUACUGGUGGAACAAAGGUUUCUGAAAUCUUUAAGAUACACGGUGAAGGCUUCUUUCGAAAUAAUGAGACAGAGGUCUUGCGCAAGCUUUCUUUGAUGCGCCAGAUUGUUGUUUCCACGGGUGGGGGGGCAGUUGUUCGGCCCAUUAACUGGAAAUAUAUGCACAAAGGCAUCACUUUGUGGUUGGAUGUUAAUGUGGAAGCAUUGGCAAGGAGAAUUUCAUCAGUGGGAACUGGUUCACGGCCUUUAUUACACAAUGAAUCUGGAGACAUUUAUGCAAACACUCUGAAACGAUUGUCUACGCUUUUGGCUGAGAGGGGAGAUGCAUAUGCCAACGCCACAGCUAGGGUUUGCCUAGAAAAUAUUGCUGCAAAGAGGGGAUAUGGGGAUAUUUGCAACAUCACUCCUACAGAAAUUGCCAUUGAGGCACUUGAAGAAUUAGAAAACUUCUUGAAGAAAGAAAGUGGAGAAGUGCAGUGAGCUACAAAUUGAAAACUCGUGGAAGACAGGAAGAGUCUAGAAGUGCAUUAGCUCUAUUUUACACCCACACCCACAUUUUGAUCAGUGAUCUUGGACUUGAUGUUUCUUCUGAUUGGGUACGAGAGAGCUUCUAUGCUUUCAUUUUGUCUUUCUUCUGCCUUUUAUUCUCAGCCCAACCAUGACAUGUAGUAUUUAAUAAAGGAGGGGCUUCAAGUCUAAACUUAUGCAGAAUUUUUUAUAUCCCUUGAUCAGUUAGUUGAUGUAUAUUUGUGUAACAAUUUUCUCAUCAAGUUAUAUGUUCAUUUUUAUAAAAGUUUUAGUUUAAAAGAGACUAUGACUUCUAUGAUGCUUAUGUUAAUUAAAUUAAUUCUUGUGGAAUUAAGCUGGGGGUGGAAAACGGUUCAAGGAUAGCAUUGAAAUAUUGUCAUAUUUUUAAUCU
Molecule: messenger RNA, 2018 nt
Organism: Cuscuta europaea
Lineage: Eukaryota; Viridiplantae; Streptophyta; Magnoliopsida; Solanales; Convolvulaceae
Source: the annotation of a GenBank genome assembly